Messenger RNA from Bombina bombina (fire-bellied toad), 2343 nucleotides. RefSeq names its product RELB proto-oncogene, NF-kB subunit (gene RELB). The transcript is spliced from 12 exons. Gene Ontology annotation, cellular component: cytoplasm. The record is from RefSeq and is a predicted model, not a curated record. Gene Ontology annotation, biological process: innate immune response; non-canonical NF-kappaB signal transduction; response to cytokine. The coding region runs from base 177 to 1706 and encodes 509 amino acids. Gene Ontology annotation, molecular function: RNA polymerase II cis-regulatory region sequence-specific DNA binding; DNA-binding transcription factor activity, RNA polymerase II-specific. NCBI's taxonomy places the organism in Eukaryota, Metazoa, Chordata, Amphibia, Anura, Bombinatoridae.
AGUUAUGGGAGAGGGGAAUUCCACUCUCUGUUGGAGAGUUACACAGAAACACGUUGUAUCUAUCUGUUUUUAUGUAACAUUAUUUCUACUUUGUAUUUGUAAAUAUAAACAUUUGUGAGGGGCAGGAGGAAUCCUUUACUCAUCAUACUGAGAUAUUCUGUACAGAGCAGGUCACCAUGAGAGAGCUAGAUAUGACAGACCCUCAUGUUUUACCCAAACAGCUGACAACAUUAGACCCUCAUGUCCAGCAGUUAACAACAUUGGAUGAUGUAAUGGACUUGAUCAAUUCUGAUCUCCCUGAGUGCCCCAGUUCCUCUUCGUCUCCUCUUCUGCUCGUCCCCCGAGGAGCUCCUUCACUAUCCACGGUUACUAUGGCUCCUUGGAACUCCCCUCCUAAAGCCACACCUCCUUCCUGUGUGCUUUCUGUAGAUUCCCCUCCCCCAUCACUCAGGAUCACAGAACAACCGAAACAGCGAGGGAUGCGAUUCCGGUACCAGUGUGAGGGGAGAUCAGCAGGGAGUAUAUUGGGGGAGCACAGCACCGAUCAAAACAAGACUCUGCCCUCUAUUGAGAUAUGUCACUGCGAGGCACUCCCAGAGGUCGGUGUCACCGUCUGCCUGGUCUGGAAAGAUCCUCCACACAGAGUCCACCCUCACAGCCUUGUGGGAAAGGAUUGUCAUGAUGGCAUUUGCGAGGUGACACUGCAACCACGAGAGGGGGAGACACGGCACAGUUUCAGUAACCUGGGCAUUCAGUGUGUCAGGAAGAAAGAGAUUGAGGCGUCUGUGAGAGAGAAACUCCGGCUCAAUAUAGAUCCAUUCAAAGCUGGUCUGUGGCGCCACCAUGAGGAGGUUGAUUUGAAUGUUGUGCGCCUGUGUUUCCAGGCCUCGUAUACGGGGCCAAAUGGGCAGAAGAUGUUGAUGAAGCCUGUACUGUCAGAACCUGUGUAUGACAAGAAGUCAACAAAUACCUCUGAACUUCGCAUCUACCGCAUGAACAAAGAGUAUGGAAAGUGCUCGGGGGGCGAAGAGCUUUAUAUUCUGUGUGACAAGGUGCAGAAAGAGGAUAUACAGGUGGUGUUUUUUGAUGGCACCUGGGAGGCGCGGGCAGACUUCUCGCAGGCUGACGUGCACAGACAGAUUGCUAUUGUCCUGAAGACUCCGCCAUACCGCGACCUUCACAUCAGAGAGCCGGCGCAAGUGUUUGUGUGUCUGCACAGGAUCACCGACAGUAUCCGUAGCGAGGGCAUAACGUUCACUUACCUGCCAAAGGAUUCUGAUGACUACCAGGUGCAGUGCAAGAACAAGCGACAUCUCUCUUCUCUAGAGGAAUACGGGGGGCACGACCCCCAUGGGAUUGAAGCCAAGAGAAGCAAACGCAGACCCGAAUUUUUAAGCCACUGUAACUCAUUUCCAGAUUUCCCCUUGCCCGUGCCGGAUUAUUAUCAGGAAUUCGUUCCUAGCUUUUCUGAUGCAGCGGGUUCUGAGCCUCAGGAUAUUGCUGAAAGCAGUUUUGAAUUUGUACCCGCACUUGUGAACGAUAUCUUCAGUCUUGAGUCCUAUCCUGACAUGAAUGCUCCCUACGGUCUCUUUCAGGACAAUGAAGCAACAGCUGAUUUGGUAUCAUCUAGUCUUUUGCUUUCCGAGGAAAAGCGAGAAUUUGAGCCAUGUGCUUAUACAGAGAGCAAAAGAGGUGGCAACUGCUGAAGAGGCUAAAAAUUGGACCUUAAGAUGCCUAGAAAUUAUAAUGUUUUAGCAGAGAGAACUGAACAUUAGUUUGGACUGAUUUCUGCUGAAUACCAUAUUGGAGACCUAAAUAACUGCUGGGUUUGGUGGCUUUUAAUGGUGUUGGUGUAGUUGAGAAGUUUAAUCCGUACGCACAACCCUCAACAAAUUACUAGCAUUAAGGUUGAAAUCCCACUUCUGACACCAUAUUUUCCAUAAUGAGACUAACACUAGAGACAGUUUAAUGUAAGCUGUACAUGAGCAUUGAGAUGACCCCAUCUUUCUUUUAACUCCAAUGAAACUAUGCAGAAUCUUUUUACAAGAUCAAUGGCAAUAAUGAAGGAGAUAUUGGAUUUUAAUCUGGAAGAUGGAGGGAAAAAUAAUAGAUGCACUUUUUCAGCACUUUGUAACUUGAAAUCCAACUUUUGAAGUAAGUUACCGGAGUGGACUUGUGUUCUAGGAUGAAAAGAGAAGAAACUGCUACUGUGCUUUUAUACAGCAAAUGUACUUUAUAAAUAUGUUGUAGUCACAGGCGCUGCUUCACAGACAACUAGUCUGCUUAAUGCCUGACUGUUUUAUUUGUACAAAACAAGCAUUAAAGAUCUAUUUUUUACUGUAA